CACUGAUUUUUCUUGCUGUGAUUAGUGAGAGCUGAGGCCCAUAGCACUCUCACCGACUGUGAACUGGCUGAAAUGUGUGGCUUCCACAAGCAGUUGGCUCAGCAGUCAGCAGGGACAGAACCAUCAGCAUGCUGUAGUUGGUGUGAAAAGUGUGGGCUGUGUGCUGUGCAGGAACCUGUAAGGGUUCCAUGGUGGCAAUUGCCACCUUGCUGGCAUAUGAGCCCCAUGCCAGUUCAAUACUAGAGCUGGCUCAGGUGUGGGGGGCAAACUUCCUGUUGCUGUCCUUAGAUACCAGAAUAGAACUCCGCUUGCCUGUGUCCAUUUAAGAGCAACAGUCUUAGUUUUUAAUGCAUUAGUUAUGCCUGUAGCUAAAAGUUCCGUUUCAUCAAGAGUCUGUAGUUGCUUGGUAUAAGUCUACGGUAAGGAAUCUGCUUUUAAGAAAAACUAUAAAAAGGUUCUGGUUAACCCUUCUCCCACACCUGAAAUCAUAAGGCUUUCCUUAUUCACAUAAUGGGCAUGCCUGUGCUAUCAGUGGCUGUCAUCUUCAGUGAGGCUCUGAGUUUUUACCUGAUGUGAGUAUGGUGCAUCAUGGCCUUGAAACAGAGCUACAGAGCAAGGAAGAGGCAUUUUCUCUGGGAUAGGAGGAGGAGUGUAGAGAAGUUGUUGCUUUCUGCUUUCUUAGGGCAAAGGUUUUCCUGCUGCUUGAUCUGUUUUUUUUCCAGGAGGGAGGGGAGAGUAAGGGAUUGGAGAAAAUAACCCUCCUCCUCCUUUUGUGUGGUUUGCUUCACUUCAUUAAAUCAUCAGCCAUCAAGCUGAUAGCGUACUUGCUAAGGGCUCAUUCUGCAGUGAUGUGCUGAGGCGGCAGGACACAGGCAUGAAAAUGGUUCCUGAGCGUGUUGGGACUGCAACUCUUGUCCUCCUCUGGAGACAGCAGGGCUAUGUGGGGUGCACAGUAAAUACUUCUACAGCCUGGUCUGCCAGCACUGUUCCUCCCACUAGCAGCAAGCACCGAUGGUCUUCUUGAGCUGAAAGGAUGAAAAUUGGCAACUGGAAAAUCACUAUUACUGACCUGAGCUUUAUCCUGACUUCUGGAGUCCCAGUUGAUGUUGUUGGGCAUAUGAGUCUACAAGAGUGUCGCCUGUCCCUGUCCAUGAUUUAGGCAGCGGUUGGACAUGCAUCACUAGCGGGAUGGUCGGCCAGCAAAGCUGCAAUGUCGUCCCUGACGACCUCCAGUGAGGGAGAGAACUCUGCUCCCAGGUUUGUUGUCGGUUCCAGAGAUGACGAGACAGAAUUUCUGGGAUCAAACAUGAAGACAGAUGAAACUGAUUUUUUUGAAGAUGAUGAAGAGGAGGAGUCGCCUCCAGAGCGGCAGAUCGUGGUGGGAAUCUGUGCCAUGACCAAAAAGUCCAAGUCAAAGCCCAUGACACAGAUUCUGGAACGUCUGUGCAAGUUUGAGUACAUCACAGUGGUGAUCAUGGGGGAAGAUGUUAUUCUGAACGAACCGGUGGAAAACUGGCCCUCUUGUGACUGCCUGAUAUCCUUCCACUCCAAAGGAUUCCCCCUGGAUAAGGCAGUUGCUUAUGCCAAGCUGUGCAAACCAUUUCUGAUCAACGACCUUGAUAUGCAGUAUUACAUCCAGGACAGGCGUGAAGUGUAUCGGAUCCUUCAAGAAGAGGGAAUAGACCUGCCCCGCUAUGCUGUGCUCAAUCGGGAUCCUGACAGACCAGAAGAGUGCAACUUGGUGGAAGGAGAGGACCAUGUGGAGGUAAACGGAGCUGUGUUCCCAAAGCCAUUUGUGGAGAAGCCAGUCAGUGCUGAAGACCACAACGUGUAUAUUUACUACCCGACAUCAGCAGGAGGGGGCAGCCAGCGGCUCUUCCGUAAGAUUGGCAGCCGGAGCAGUGUGUACUCCCCAGAGAGCAGUGUGAGGAAGACAGGCUCCUACAUUUAUGAGGAGUUCAUGCCGACAGAUGGCACUGAUGUAAAGGUGUACACUGUUGGGCCGGACUAUGCCCAUGCAGAGGCUCGCAAAUCCCCUGCUUUGGAUGGGAAAGUGGAACGAGACAGUGAAGGGAAGGAAAUUCGUUACCCAGUCAUGCUGACUGCCAUGGAGAAACUCGUUGCCCGUAAAGUCUGUGUAGCCUUUAAGCAAACCGUAUGUGGGUUUGACCUCCUGCGGGCCAACGGCCACUCCUUUGUUUGUGAUGUGAACGGCUUCAGCUUUGUGAAGAACUCCAUGAAGUAUUAUGAUGACUGUGCCAAAAUCCUUGGAAAUAUAAUCAUGAGGGAGUUGGCUCCCCAGUUUCAUAUUCCCUGGUCCAUCCCAACAGAGGCAGAAGACAUCCCCAUUGUCCCCACAACUUCAGGCACCAUGAUGGAGCUUCGCUGUGUUAUUGCAGUCAUCCGUCACGGAGAUCGCACCCCAAAGCAGAAGAUGAAGAUGGAAGUGAAACAUCCCCGGUUCUUUGAAUUAUUUGAGAAAUAUGAUGGUUACAAGACAGGAAAGUUGAAGCUGAAGAAACCAGAGCAGCUACAGGAAGUGCUGGACAUUGCACGGCAGCUUGUGGUGGAGCUGGGAACCCACAGUGAUUGUGAAAUUGAGGAGAGGAAAUCCAAACUGGAACAGCUGAAGAGUGUCUUGGAGAUGUAUGGACAUUUUUCUGGCAUUAACCGUAAGGUUCAGUUGACCUAUCUGCCUCAUGGACAUCCAAAAGCUGCGAGCGAAGAUGAAGAAGCUCGACGAGAGUCCUCCCCCUCCCUUCUCCUGGUGCUUAAGUGGGGUGGAGAGCUGACCCCAGCAGGAAGAGUCCAGGCUGAGGAGCUGGGGCGGGCCUUUCGCUGCAUGUAUCCUGGAGGCCAAGGUGAUUAUGCUGGUUUCCCUGGCUGUGGCUUGCUCAGACUGCACAGCACUUACCGCCAUGAUCUCAAGAUCUAUGCCUCGGACGAGGGGAGAGUUCAGAUGACAGCAGCAGCUUUUGCAAAGGGUCUGCUGGCCCUGGAAGGAGAGCUGACCCCCAUCCUGGUGCAGAUGGUGAAAAGUGCCAACAUGAAUGGUCUGCUGGACAGUGACAGUGAUUCCCUCAGCAGCUGUCAGCACAGAGUAAAGGCGCGACUGCAUGAAAUCAUGCAGAAGGAUGCUGAGUUCUGUGAAGAGGAUUAUGAAAAGCUAGCACCUACAGGCAGUGCUUCUCUGCUCAACUCCAUGGCAUUUAUCCAGAACCCAGUUGAGGUCUGUAACCAGGUGUUCACCCUGAUUGAGAAUCUCACCUCCCAGAUACGAAAACGUCUGGAAGACCCAAAAUCUGCAGACCUGCAGCUGUACCACAGUGAGACUUUGGAGCUGAUGUUGCAACGCUGGAGUAAGCUGGAGCGAGAUUUCCGCAUGAAGAAUGGGCGCUAUGACAUCAGCAAGAUCCCUGAUAUAUAUGACUGCAUCAAGUAUGAUGUGCAGCACAACUGUACACUGAAACUGGAAGGCACAACUGAACUCUUCAAGCUCUCCAAAGCCCUGGCAGAUGUGAUCAUACCCCAGGAAUAUGGGAUUAAUAAGGAGGAGAAACUGGAGAUUGCUAUUGGCUUUUGUCUUCCUCUCAUUAAAAAGAUCCAGCUGGACCUACAGAGAACUCAUGAAGAUGAGUCUGUCAACAAACUACAUCCAUUGUACUCAAGAGGAGUUCUGUCACCAGGUCGCCAUGUUCGAACACGGCUGUACUUCACCAGUGAGAGCCAUGUGCACUCCCUGCUCAGUAUCUUCCGCUAUGGGGGGCUACUGGAUGAAAACAAAGACCAGCAGUGGAAGAGAGCCAUGGACUAUUUAAGUGCUAUCUCAGAGCUGAACUACAUGACCCAGAUUGUUAUCAUGCUCUACGAGGACAACAACAAGGACCCCUCUUCAGAGGAGCGUUUCCAUGUGGAGCUGCAUUUCAGCCCUGGCGUCAAAGGCUGUGAGGAGGACAGGAAUAUACCCACGGGGUUUGGCUUUCGGCCAGCCUCAGCAGAGAACGAGGACAAGAAGGCAGACCAAGGCAGCCUAGAGGACCUCUCCAAUGAGAAGGGCAGCGAUGAGCCAGACCGUGCUCGGCAGAAGUCCCCGCAGCCCUCGGAGCCGGUCAGCAUCCAGCGAAGGUCGCCUCUGGUCAGGAGCCGCAAGACAGGAUCCAUGGAGGUGCUGUCUGAAUCUUCUUCAAAAUCAGGAGGUUAUCGCCUCUUCAGCACUUACUCCAGGCAGUCUUCUGAGAUGAAGCAAAGUGGAUUAGGGUCACAGUGCACCGGGCUGUUUAGCACCACUGUGCUGGGAGGCUCCUCCAGUGCCCCCAACCUCCAGGACUACGCACGCAGCCAUGGCAAAAAGUUUGCCAGCAGCCUGACAUACAAAGACGAGCUCUUGUCUAUGCCAGCCGUAAAACGAUUUUCUGUGUCGUUUGCAAAGCAUCCGACUAAUGAUGUGUUGGAGCACCAGCACGUUGCCCAGUUGCUACGCCGUUUUUCCUCUGACUGUGCCACGAGCCGGACCAUCUCCUUGGAUGCCACCCUAGCCCAUCACCUGCAGCAGUGCUCCUACCACCUGCGCCUCUUCAGGAGCUGGCUGAUCUCAGGGCAGGAUGACUUGGAGUGUCUUUACGGUUUUGAAGGCUGUUCCAUGGUUCCCACCAUCUAUCCCCUGGAGACCCUCCACAACUCCCUCUCUUUGCGGCAGGUCAAUGAGUUCCUGACAGCCGUGUGCAAGAGCUGCAGUGAAUCGCAUGUCCAGUCCACAGCAGCUUUGUUUGAUUCAAUGAUUGGGAGCCAGAUACCCGGAGACCCCUUUAUGUCCCAGCGAAUCCUGUCAUCAUCGUCCUUGCCGCUGCGCCCGCGUUCGGAUAAGCCCCCUUGGUACAGCAGUGGCCCCUCCAGUACCGUCUCCAGUGCAGGCCCGUCCUCCCCAACUUCUGUGGAUAAUUGUGCUCGUUUCAGCUUCGCUGAGAAACUUUCCAUCAGCCCCCCCAAAAGCGAGGAGCAGCUGACUAGCCAGUCCCCUGAGCAGGAAGAGAGUCAAGCUCCAGGCAGAGGGUUUGACGUGCAGGACGGCGUGUCUGGGCUGUCAGUUGCAGAGCCAAGCGCCCCAGAGACCCUGGUCUGGAAUAAGGGCCCAGAGCCAGGCAGGAUUCUGGAGCUGUGCAAGAGGGAGCUGGCAGGGGAGGACGCUAACCCAGAAGAGAAGAGCAUGGGGGAACGGGAUGAAGGAAAAUCAUCUGAGGAAAUGUUAGAGCCAAGUAACAUAGGAAACUCAAAGUGUGGUGAGGGGUUUGACCUGAGGCUGGUUGGGGAGGAGUCUGUCAGGGGAAUGACUGGCCUGGAUCAGUCUGGGCUGUCCAAGGAGAUCCUGGUGCCCUGUGCAGACGACCUGCUGGGAGAGGUGUUGGACCCAGAGCAUACAGGCAAGGAGCUGUUGGGGGACAGUGCUCUGUCAGACCAGCUUUUCUCUGAUCACCUGUGCCAGGUGCAGCCACUGCCUCCUGAGAAGAAUGUGGAGGAACUGUAACAGCUGUGUCAGAACGAUCAGCAAAUUUAGUGGCUUACUGGACAGUACACUUGCAAGCAGUUCUAAGCCUGAAAGCAGCCCAGAUUCCUGCUUGGCACCUCACACAGCUGGCAGUCCAUAGCAGAGAAGAAGCCAUGUCCCAGGGCCACAGGAUUCUGUGGUGUGGAAGAGACUGCUUUGCUUCUCCACAAGCCAGCUCUUUGCCAUUCAGCAAGAUGUUUGCCUCGUCAAAUGAACAACAAUGCAAUCUUGAUACUGGUAUGGCACCUCCAUGGAGCAGGGACAUGGUGCUGCACUGGUGUCCCAAGGGCUUUGUGCUCACUGGGACAGCAGCAUUAGAGGACUGGCACAGCCAAGGCUUUUUAGGGUGGUUAAGUCCAAAAGGGACAGAUCCUCCCUCGCAACCUUUUGGCCCACAGACUUCAGAGAAAGGCAUUCUGGACCCAAAUUAAUCGGAUCCAUCACAACCACUAACCUCUUCUCUGUUUCUUCCUUCUUCCUCUCUCAAUUCCCCCUGCUGGCCACCAAAAUCAGGUCCAGAGAGUCCAUGGUAGGAAAACUAGCAGAAGCAGAAAGCAUUCUGAAUAAGUGUGGAAAAGAAGGGUAGUGGAAAAGAGGGCAUCAGGUUUGACUUCCACUCACAAGGAAACAUCCCUUUGGUGUGGCCUUGGAUGUUUCCCUGCUGGGGCAGGCAGGAGCCCUUGGGAUCCAGCCUGAGAGAGGUGUGCAGGGAAGACACACGCAGGUUUUCUUUCUCAUCCCCAAUGAUCAGGCAGGGUAAAACUCUGUGGUCUUGGUGAAAGGGAUUAAAAGAAACUGCAAUUUUGACAAUUCAGGACUAUUAGAAACCAAUAAGGAUAAAUCUUUAUUAUAUAAAAUGAAAAGUAUUUAAUGGAUAUUUAUGUAGAUGCCUUGUGAGCACAAGCCUGAGGGCAAGAUUGAUACGGGUGUCCCUGCCGCAUCCUGAGUGUCGGCCAGGGCUGUGCUUCCUACUCCUCCUGUAUUUAUGGACAAGUCUGCGUGUCUGUCUGUAGCUAGGAUCUGUGUUUUUGUGAAGCUGUGCCCAAAGAUCUCUAUGCUGUGUUGUGACAAUAUGUGUUCACAGUAAAUCUAUGCUGUGGGUCCACUGUC
Molecule: messenger RNA, 6652 nt
Organism: Lonchura striata (white-rumped munia)
Lineage: Eukaryota; Metazoa; Chordata; Aves; Passeriformes; Estrildidae
Source: RefSeq, a predicted model, not a curated record